AUGUCCGCUUCAGAUAAACCUCGGUCUUUACUAUCGAACGAGGAUGCCAAGCUMAAAGACUSGAGCCAUGACAAUAUACAGGAGCCAGUAACCGCAAAUCUCGAGAGUAUUGAAUCUGCGAACGCCGUCAGUAUGGCCGAACCGGAGACCAGUCAGCCAGAGCUCCUACACAUCGAUCCUUCUCCUAUGGACGAGCCAGCGGCUGAGAGCAGCGCAAGCACACACAACACUAACACGGAGCGAUUACAAGAGUUAUCACUAUCAUCGAAAAAACCAGAUACGCUCAGUGUUGAAACUCAAAUCGACUCACCGCCUCCACCUCCACUAAAAGACGACGCGUACAUUGAUCCUACACCAAAGACUCCUCAAGCACCCCGUUCCCCCAUGGGCAUGCCAUCCGAAUAUACCGAGAAAGAACUCCCAAGCGUGCCUCAAGAUGAGCAGCUCGAAGAUCGAAAGGAAGAUGUCGGAGCCAACGAUGACGACCAGUCAGAGAUUCAGAGCAUAAUGGAACAAUUUUCAGAUGAAAUGAAAGGGCCCAAUGAGACAGAAAUCAUGUCGCCACGUUUAGAAAUUGCAGAGCAUUUUCAGAGCCAAUUUCCGCAACGCAAAUCGAGUCUUGAGCCACUUCCGCAGAGCGCAAGCAAUUACCCGACAUCCUCUGGCCCAUCUUCCGUACCAUCACCUAUUAUCGUGCCCAAAUCCGCGCCAAACGCCGGAACCGAUGUACCCGAUACUCCGCAGUCGACAUCUUCGAGAACAGGGCUUCCUCCCCCUGAGCCAGAGCCGGAUCAACCGUUUGAUUUCCAUCGAUUCCUUGAGCAGUUGCGUCACCGAACCGCAGACCCAGUCGCCAAGUUUCUACGCUCCUUUUUGACGGAGUUUGGUAAGAAGCAGUGGCUGGUUCAUGAACAAGUGAAAAUCAUCAGCGACUUCUUAGCUUUCAUAACGAACAAGAUGGCUCAGUGUGAGGUCUGGAGGCACGUUUCAGAUGCGGAGUUCGAUAAUGCCAAGGAAGGGAUGGAGAAAUUGGUUAUGAACAGGCUUUACAGUCAGACCUUCUCACCAGCCAUCCCACCUCCUCCGUCUGUGCCCCGAAGUGCGAGCAGGAGCAAACGCAAAGAGUUGGAAAGAAUCCAUGGGCCAGGUCGACGGGGCCAGCAUCAAGAAGAUGUUGAGCGCGAUGAAAUAUUGGCCCAGAAGAUACGGAUAUAUAGUUGGAUAAGACCCGAACAUCUAGAUAUCCCGUCACUCGGUAACAAUGGCCGCCGAUUUAUCAACCUUGCACAACAAGAAUUGAGCAAAAUCAAAGGUUACAGAGCGCCACGAGAUAAGGUGAUUUGUAUUUUGAAUUGUUGUAAGGUCAUUUUUGGACUGCUGAAGCAUUCCAAGAAUCCCGAUACCUCGGCAGAUUCAUUCGUUCCCAUCUUGAUUUACGUUGUUCUGAAAGCGAACCCUGAACAUCUCGUUUCCAAUGUGCAGUAUAUUCUACGCUUCCGCAAUCAAGACAAACUUGGAGGAGAAGCAGGUUAUUACCUGUCUUCUUUGUCUGGCGCUAUACAAUUUAUUGAAACCCUUGACCGGACGAGUUUGACAGUUAGUGACGAGGAGUUCGAGAAGAAUGUAGAGGCCGCCGUUUCUGCUAUUGCGCAGGAGAACAUGAAAGCCGAAUCGGAAACGUCAAGCACCCAGGCUACUCCGCGCGUAUCGGCCGAUACUGAAAGACUUUCACAAAGACGGGACGUCGGACCUCCUACCACAAAUGAAGAUGAGAAUGCCCCUGUCACAGGACUACUUCGAACGAUUCAGAAACCGCUCUCCUCAAUCGGUCGGAUAUUUUCGGAGGAUUCAGAAGUCGACAGGAGACCUCAACAGAGCAGCGCAAAUGCACCACCAUUACCCGAACGGGGACCUGCUGCAGCACAAGCUGGCAAUGAGCGUAUUGAUGCCCAGGAAGCAGCAGCUCGGCAAGCAAGCGCAGAAGCAGCAGAGGCUCGGAGGAUACAACGAGUAGAGCAUAGAGACGUGGUAGAGACUUUGUCAGGCAUGUUCCCGAACUUAGAUAAAGACAUCAUUGACGAUGUUGUACGGAUGAAGGAGGGAAGAGUCGGACUGGCAGUGGAUGCUUGCCUCGCACUGAGUAGUACGGAAUAG
Messenger RNA from Talaromyces amestolkiae, 2154 nucleotides. RefSeq lists its product as uncharacterized. The record is from RefSeq and is a predicted model, not a curated record. Gene Ontology annotation, molecular function: guanyl-nucleotide exchange factor activity; ubiquitin binding; small GTPase binding. NCBI's taxonomy places the organism in Eukaryota, Fungi, Ascomycota, Eurotiomycetes, Eurotiales, Trichocomaceae. Gene Ontology annotation, biological process: vesicle-mediated transport. The coding region runs from base 1 to 2154 and encodes 717 amino acids. Gene Ontology annotation, cellular component: endocytic vesicle; cytosol. The transcript has 6 exons.